UUUACAGCAGAGCUUGACACAGGAAGGAUGCGGGCGGCUGUCUGUGUGUAUUGUCACAACUGAGAGAUACAUGUGUUACCUAUAAAGAAACAACAGAAAAGAGCACGGGGAAAUAUUUAGCUCAAACAAACAGAAAGGCUUUUUAAUACACCCGGGGGAUAAAACCACAAGCUGCACAGCGAAUGGAUGCACCAUUACAAACAAUUAUCUCCUGUUUGGCAACUGAAGUGACGGCCAUCAAGACUGGACAGAGUCGGGCUGAAUCUGAGCAAAAUCUGGUUGAACCAGGAACCUUUUAGGACUUGUUAGAAGAAAACAACUUAUUAUUGAAACCACAACAGCACCAGUCAAACGCAACUGGGUUUGUGAGUUGUGCAAACCAAGAUGCCCAUCUUAAAGCAGCUGGUGUUGGGGUCUCAGACCAAACGGCGAUCUCGUAUGGACCUCACUACUGAGAUGAUCAGCGCUCCCUUGGGUGACUUCCGGCACACCAUGCAUGUAGGGCGCAGCGGGGAAGCUUUCGGAGACACAUCUUUCCUCAGCACUCGAUCUGGAGAGCCAUCCCAAGAAGGCCACACCUAUCCUCGCUCUCCAAAACCGGGACUGCUGUCUCGUACCUUCUGGAGCAGCAAGCGCUCUCAGUCGGUCACCAGAGUAGACCAGCGAGACAAUACCCUCUUUCCUCCCAGCGAGUCACCUACCUUUGUGAAGAAUGCCAUGUCCUUGCCCUUUCUGAACAAUGAAGAAGGACCGGAGGGAGACAAGAGGGUGCUCAAGAGCUUGACCUCCAGCCCCUCCAAUGGGGCCUCUGUUGAAGCAUUGGACUUGGAGCUACAUGAGAAGCAAUUUGGGGUGUUGACCGACCUGCGACCUUCCCCAUCUUACAACGGGGGAGGAUUGAAGAAAGCUGAAUCUGUGAUGUCAUUCCAUGUUGAUCUUGGGCCCUCGAUGCUGGGGGACAUCCUGGGGGUCAUGGAGAAGGAAGAUGAUGACCAGGGGUUUGAAGAAGGCAAGAGCAGUGAGGGACAUGCAUCUCCUCUUCACUGCAACCUGGGAGGAGUGGAAAUGGAUGAGGAAAUGAGGGAGGUUGUUGUGAAAGAAGAGGAACUAGAGGGGUUAGUCGCUCACAGUGAGGGUCCCAUGAGGGCUCCCAGCUCUGUUGACUUGGAGAUACAGAGUGAAGGCACCAGCACCCCAGAACCACACCACAAACACCUGCAUCACCUCGACAGCUGCUCAGUUUCCAGCUCAGGUUCAGCUGCCUUGGAGGAGAAACCAACCAGUGAGCCUUACGAGGAAGAUAUUGGAGUUACCGACAACAUCUGCAACCCAGACAAUGAACCAGCCUUCUCCUCCUUCAUGGAAGAUGAGGAUGAUGAGAUUCGAGUAUGAAACCCUACAAUCAGCAAACCUUUCUGAGGAUGGAGAGAUAAAUAUCUCAGACUAGAAUUUGACAUUGUGUAAAGAGGAGAAAUGCGGUGUAGAUGUAAGCAUGUCAAAGCUGGACAGAUGCCUCAGGUUCCUGUGUCCCUGUAGAGAUAAGUUGGGGAGACUGCUUUAGCUCAGACACCAAAGCCAUCUGUCACACUACUGACCCAUGCUAAGAUGAGCAGCUGGAUGGUGUUGAAAAUGUGUCCAAAAGAGACCUGCUACACUGAUAGCUCUGCAAAAGGAAAGACAUGCAUAGGGGAUACAUACAUCACCAAAACCGAAUUUUCCCA
Molecule: messenger RNA, 1721 nt
Organism: Sinocyclocheilus anshuiensis
Lineage: Eukaryota; Metazoa; Chordata; Actinopteri; Cypriniformes; Cyprinidae
Product: cdc42 effector protein 4-like
Exons: 2
Coding region: 385-1392 (335 amino acids)
Biological process (GO): positive regulation of pseudopodium assembly; positive regulation of actin filament polymerization; regulation of cell shape
Cellular component (GO): cytoskeleton; cytoplasm; plasma membrane
Molecular function (GO): small GTPase binding
Source: RefSeq, a predicted model, not a curated record